Messenger RNA from Trichechus manatus latirostris (Florida manatee), 907 nucleotides. RefSeq names its product zinc finger protein 428 (gene ZNF428). The transcript is spliced from 3 exons. Bases 172 to 747 code for a protein of 191 amino acids. The record is from RefSeq and is a predicted model, not a curated record. Lineage: Eukaryota; Metazoa; Chordata; Mammalia; Sirenia; Trichechidae.
CCGCCACCGCUGAGCCCGAGCGGGGGCCACCAGCGCCGUAUCCCUCUCAACCUGCCAACAGUCUGCAUUGGAGAAGCACUUGUGGCCAGAGGUGUGGCUGUGGAGAGCUGGCCGGGGAGGGACACUGCCCAGCUGCUGCUCUGCUCCUGUCUCCUGUCCCCUCCCCUGGCCAUGACAGAGACCCGUGAGCCAGCUGAGACUGGGGGCUACGCCAGCUUAGAAGAAGAUGAUGAAGACCUCUCCCCAGGUCCUGAGCAUUCCUCUGACUCCGAGUACACUCUCUCAGAGCCGGACUCCGAAGAGGAAGAAGAUGAAGAGGAGGAGGAAGAGGAGACCACUGACGAUCCCGAAUAUGACCCCGGCUACAAGGUGAAGCAGCGCCUGGGGGGCGGCCGGGGUGGCCCGUCCCGCCGGGCCCCACGUGCAGCCCAGCCCCCGGGCCCCCAGGCCCAGCCCUGCCAGCUCUGUGGCCGCCCACCCCUUGGGGAGGCCCCACCAGGCACCCCACCUUGCCGGCUCUGCUGCCCCGCUACAGCCCCCCAGGAAGCACCAGCCCCUGAAGGCAGGGCCCUCGGGGAGGAAGAGGAAGAGCCGCCUCGGGCUGGGGAGUGCCGAGCAGCUGGGAGGGAGGAGGAGGAAGAGGAGGAGGAGGAGGGCUCCUACCAGUGUACAGAGUGCGAGGAUUCCUUUGACAAUCUUGGGGAGCUGCAUGGCCACUUCAUGCUGCAUGCCCGGGGUGAGGUGUAGGCAGAGCCCCCUGCCCAGGGCGCUUGGCAGAAGGGGCGGGAUGGGAGGAGGGGGCUGGGGAAAUGGGGAUGGCCACAGUGGUCAUGCGGGAUGGGGUACCGCCUAUCUGUGUCGUCUUAGCAGUAGAUGUGUGAAGGCCAGAAUAAAAGCCAAAUUCUGU